AUGCCAAAAUUCGUACAAAAAGUUCAAAUGCAGCACACGGACGAACUGGAAAUACUCGUUGCGCCUGAAGGCUUGUUUCCCGUUCUAAGUUUUAUGAAUCUUCACCAACAUGCUUGCUUCAAUCAAUGUUCUUCGGCUACUGCCAUAGACGUUCCCAGUAGAGUAUAUAGAUUUGAAGUAGUGUAUAAUAUUCUUAGUUUAAGAUUUGGAGAGCGAGCUAGAGUAAAAACUUACACUGAUGAAGUUACUCCAUUACGGUCGGCUUAUGAGCUUUGGAAAGGUUGUAACUGGCAAGAAAGGGAAAUUUAUGAUAUGUUUGGCAUCAUCUUUACACACCAUCCGGACCUCAGAAGAAUUCUCACUGACUACGGCUUUAAAGGCCAUCCUCUCAGGAAGGAUUUCCCUUUAGUUGGUUAUACUGAAGUAAGAUAUGACGAUGGGCUAAAGAAAUUGGUGUACGAGCCGGUAGAAUAUGCACAGGAAAUGCGGAGCUACCAGUUAAAUUCUCCGUGGAAUUAUUUAAAAACUUUUCAUGAGGAAUAUAACGCUGCUCCUGUACCCAAAAAAGAAAAGGAAUAA
Molecule: messenger RNA, 579 nt
Organism: Parnassius apollo (apollo)
Lineage: Eukaryota; Metazoa; Arthropoda; Insecta; Lepidoptera; Papilionidae
Source: the annotation of a GenBank genome assembly